UUUUUGUUCUGCUUACUGCAGGUUUCUUGAUCCAAUAGUCUACGGCGACUACCCGCCGGAGAUGCGGCGGCUCCUGGGCUCCCGGCUGCCGACCUUCUCGCCGGAGGAGAGAAGGAAGCUGGGUUACAAGCUGGACUUCAUCGGGAUAAACCACUACACCACCCUGUACGCCAUGGACUGCAUGUUUUCGUCAGGCUGCCCACUGGGGCAGUGGACCCAGAAUGCGCUAGCGGCCGGCACCGGAGAAAGGGACGGAGUCCCCAUCGGACCACCAACAGGGAGGUCGAUGUUCUACGUCGUGCCUGACGGCAUAGAGAAGAUGGUCACCUACAUCAUGAAGAGAUACAACAAUCUGCCAAUGUUCAUCACCGAAAAUGGCUACCCACAGGUUGAAGAAGGUCAUACCAAUGCCCAAGAAUGGCUUCACGACCAGGCUAGGAUACAGUACCUUGAUGGCUACCUCACCAAAGUUGCCAAAGUUAUAAGGGACGGAGCUGAUGUUCGUGGCUACUUCGUCUGGUCUCUCCUCGACAAUUUUGAAUGGCUAUAUGGAUACACCCUCCGGUAUGGGCUGUACUACGUUGACUACCAAACACUGGAAAGAAAGCCCAAGUCAUCCGCGCUGUGGUACAAAAGGUUCCUCCAAAGUUUACAUGAAGAUCAAUAGAGAGGGAGCCUUAUUUAAAUCUUGAGAAAAGUGUGUGACGGCUGAGCAUGCUGGCUCUUCAAUUUAUGAAAAUGAAGAGCAUGGUUUUGUAUAAAUUGAUUAAUCCUGAAUAAACGGCCACCAAGUCGCCAAAUAAUUAAUAUGACCUCCUGAGAACAAAGUA
This is a messenger RNA of Panicum virgatum (switchgrass), 830 nucleotides long. Its product is annotated as beta-glucosidase 18-like. The coding region runs from base 62 to 667 and encodes 201 amino acids. Gene Ontology annotation, biological process: carbohydrate metabolic process. Gene Ontology annotation, molecular function: beta-glucosidase activity. The record is from RefSeq and is a predicted model, not a curated record. NCBI's taxonomy places the organism in Eukaryota, Viridiplantae, Streptophyta, Magnoliopsida, Poales, Poaceae. The transcript has 4 exons.